CCUCAUUCAACUUUGGCACAGGUCCCAACAUCUGCCGAGGCCCACCUUCCCCCACCGCCUAACCCACGACAUCGCACAACACCUACUAGGCCCCAACCCGAGAGACCACCACCCAGCCCCCCUUUGUAUAUAACCCAGAGCACACUCCCCCCCAAGAGGUCUCGCACUAAUGAUCAUUGCCAGAGCUCAGUCUGCUCGUACACUCCUGCGCACCCACACUUCUUGCCCCCUACCCACCACCACCACAGCCACGCUCAUCGUAUCCCGUCAAUACCACUCACCAGUCAAGACCACCGCCAUGACGACCUCGCACAAGCUCUCCGCCCACCUCCCAAAUGGUGCCAACGGCGCUGGACCCUCGCCUCCCCUCACCCCCAAGUCAAAUUCCAUUCCUCUUGGCCGCGGUGUCGCCCUCGCUCGCCCCAAGAUCACCCGCGAGCAGUCGCUCCUCCGUCUCCAGCAGCAGCUCCGCGACACCCCAUCUCCUCUUAACAAGCACGGUCUCCUCUCGCGUGUCCGCCAGCAGGACCCCGAGCUCUUCUUCUCCGCCAUUCAGGCCGAUCUCGUCAACCUUGCCCCUAUCGUCUACACCCCCACCGUUGGUGAGGCAUGCCAGAAGUAUUCUCAUGUGUAUGGUGGACCUGAGGGUCUCUAUCUCUCUAUCGAGGACCAGAACCAACUCCCUACUAUCCUCGCCGAGUACGCUGCCACCCUGAAGCACCAGCCUCAGAUCAUUGUUGUGACCGACGGCUCGCGCAUUCUGGGUCUUGGCGACCUUGGUCUCGGCGGCAUGGGCAUCUCGGUCGGCAAGCUCAACCUCUACGUUGCCGGCGGUGGUCUUGACCCCGCCGGAACCCUCCCCGUCGUCCUCGACAUGGGCACCAACACCGAGUCCAUCAGGAAUGACCCCCUCUACCUUGGUCUCAAGAAGCCCCGUGUUGGCCUCGACGAGGCCUCGGUCUUCAUGGAGAAGUUCAUGGAGGCCGCCGCCAACGCCUUCCCCAACACUGUCAUCCAGCACGAGGACUUCUACUCUGAGGCCGCCUUUGCGUUCCUCGACAAGUACCAGAACACGCACCGCAUGUUCAACGACGACAUCCAGGGUACGGGUUCGGUUAUCCUCGGUGGCUUCAUCAAGGCUGCCAGGCAGGCCUCCAAGGCCUCCGGUAGGCCCCUCACCGACCACAAGGUCGUGUUCCUGGGUGGUGGCUCUGCCGCCGUCGGUGUCGCCAAGGAGAUGAUGAACUUCUUCAAGAUGCAGGGUCUCUCCGAGGACGAGGCCCGUGACCGCUUCUGGCUCAUCGACACCAAGGGUCUCAUCACCUCGACCCGUUACGACGUUGUCGCUGGCAAGCUCGCUGCCCACAAGGAGUACUUCAUCCGCAAGGACACUGAGGGCAAGGAGUACAAGACCCUCCAGGAGGUCGUCGACUACGUCCAGCCUACCGCCCUUGUUGGUCUCUCGACCACCUUUGGUGCCUUCGAGGAGCCCGUUGUCCGUCAGCUCGCUGCCACCAACGAGGCCCCCAUCAUCUUCCCCCUCUCCAACCCCACCUCCAAGUGCGAGCUUUCCUUCGAGGACGCCCUGAACUGGACCGACGGCCGUGUGCUCUUCGCCUCGGGCUCGCCAUAUGACCCCAUCACCUACCACGGCCAGCUCCGUGAGCCUGGACAGGGCAACAACUUCCUCGUGUUCCCCGGCAUUGGUCUUGGUGCUCUUGCUUCGGGUGCCAAGCACAUCACCGACGAGAUGAUCACCGCCUCGGCCAUCGCCCUCUCAGAAGCCCUCACCCCCGAGGAGACCGAGGCUGGCCUUCUGUACCCCCGCCUCAACCGUAUCCGCGAGGUUUCGGCCAAGGUUGCCGCUGGUGUUGUCAUCGCUGCCCAGAAGGCUGGCGAGGACACUGCUAUCGAGCUCCGCGGCCUCACCGAGGAGCAGCUCAUCGACGAGCUGAAGAAGAAGCAGUGGAGCCCAUAUGUCGACAACUCUCCCUCGACCACCCCCCGCCUCUAAGCGGGUGUGGGUUCCAACAAAUCGCAUUACCGCCUCAUUGUCAAAUGGCGCGCGUCGACCACGGCGCCGCGCACAUAUUCAUCGUGUGAAAAAAGCGCCUGCGUGGCAGGCACAGACAGCAUUGGACAUUCAUCGCGAAAGAGGAAGGAAGGAGAAGACGCACCAGUGUACGCUGUUCGGUGUAUAGUUGCUUUAUCAGUAUCAGAAUGUCAUCAGAAUUAUCGCGUGA
Molecule: messenger RNA, 2243 nt
Organism: Vanrija pseudolonga
Lineage: Eukaryota; Fungi; Basidiomycota; Tremellomycetes; Trichosporonales; Trichosporonaceae
Gene: malA
Product: NADP-dependent malic enzyme
Exons: 9
Coding region: 170-2014 (614 amino acids)
Biological process (GO): malate metabolic process; pyruvate metabolic process
Cellular component (GO): mitochondrion
Molecular function (GO): malate dehydrogenase (decarboxylating) (NAD+) activity; NAD binding
Source: RefSeq, a predicted model, not a curated record